Molecule: messenger RNA, 2120 nt
Organism: Ricinus communis (castor bean)
Lineage: Eukaryota; Viridiplantae; Streptophyta; Magnoliopsida; Malpighiales; Euphorbiaceae
Product: protein DETOXIFICATION 45, chloroplastic
Exons: 15
Coding region: 246-1931 (561 amino acids)
Biological process (GO): transmembrane transport
Cellular component (GO): membrane
Molecular function (GO): xenobiotic transmembrane transporter activity; antiporter activity
Source: RefSeq, a predicted model, not a curated record
GCUCAGUCUUACCCCACAACACUUAUGCUGUAACAUGAUAUGUGAUGAAAUGUAAGUGGAGAGUAAUUCAUGUCACUUUUUAGUUUUAUAAAGCAAAGCAACAACAGCCGACUAUUUUCAUCUCAUGGCCAUUGGUCAUUCUUCUCUUACACUUGGGAUUACUGUGAUUCUGCCUGUUCUGCUUGGCCUUACAUCUUUGUUCCUUCAUCAGACGCAUAAUCAGGCCAAUAUACUCGUUGGCAAACAUGAAGGUAGGCCAAUUGACGGGUGCACAAUUUUGUGGAGUCACUGGAAGGAAAUGCGAGAGAAGAGCAUUCAAGAAAUGGGCUAAAGCUUUGGCAUUGGAAGAUGCAAUAAAUUCUCCUCAAGGCAGUAAUCUUGCGAUGAACAUUGGGAGGGGAUUGAUCUUCAAUAAUGUCAUAAAGUGUUGUGGGUCAAUCAGUAAAGAAGAAACUUCAGAUUAUGAUUUGAAUCUGUCAAGUUUGGAGGGGACGCUCAUUUCAAGCAAUCGAAGACCACUACACAAAGGAAACUUUGACUCAACAGGAUCUCCAUUGAAAAGUGAAUCAUUGCCUCAAAGUGUUCAAAUGGAGCUUAUAAUGCUUUCCAUACCAGCAAUUGCUGGACAAGCAAUUGAGCCAUUAGCACAACUGAUGGAAACAGCUUAUGUCGGUAGACUGGGGCCUUUGGAGUUGGCAUCAGCAGGUGUUUCCAUGUCAAUAUUCAAUAUCAUUUCAAAGGUUUUCAAUAUACCUCUCCUUAGUGUUGCGACUUCAUUUGUGGCUGAAGAUAUUUCAAGAAAUGCUAAUGAUUCUGGUUCAGAUGGUGGCGAUUCCAACAAUAUAAUUUCUGAAAGAAAGCUACUACCUUCAGUCUCUACAGCCUUACUUUUAGCCACUGGAAUUGGUUUAUUUGAGGCUUUAGCAAUGUAUUUGGGAUCUGGAGUAUUUCUCAAUAUGAUGGGCAUAUCAUCUGCUUCACCUAUGCGCGUUCCAGCAGAAAAAUUUCUCAAAAUUAGAGCAAUUGGUGCUCCUGCAGUUGUCCUUUAUCUGGCCAUUCAGGGCAUAUUCCGUGGGUUUAAAGAUACAAAGACUCCUGUCCUAUGUCUAGGAUUGGGAAAUUUAUCAGCUGUAUUCUUAUUUCCCAUAUUAAUGCAUUAUUUUCGUUUGGGUGUAACUGGUGCCGCCAUUUCAACUGUUGCAUCUCAAUACAUCGUUUCCUUUCUGAUGAUUUGGUAUCUUAACAAGAGGACAGUAUUAUCAUUACCCAGUGUUGAAGGUUUGGAUUUUGGUGGCUAUUUAAGAUCAGGUGGUUUUCUUCUUGGAAGAACUCUAGCUGCUGUCAUGACCAUAACCUUGAGUACAUCUAUGGCUGCUCGUCAGGGAGCAUUAGCCAUGGCAGCUCAUCAAAUAUGUUUGCAAGUGUGGUUAUCUGUUUCACUUCUUGUAGAUGCUCAAGCUGCAUCUAGUCAGGCCCUUAUUGCAAGUUCUUCUGCAAAAGGUGACUACAGCCGAGUUAAAGAAAUUACUUUCUGUUCUUUAAAGUUAGGACUAUUUACUGGCAUUUCCCUAGCCAUUAUAUUGGGUGUAUCAUUCAGUUCUUUAGCAACUUUGUUUACGAAGGAUGCUGAGGUUCUUGCAAUUGUUAGAACUGGAGUACUGUUUGUUACCGCCAGUCAACCGAUCAAUGCUAUAGCUUAUAUUUUUGAUGGUCUUCAUUAUGGAAUAUCAGACUUUUCAUAUGCUGCUUGGUCCAUGAUGGCGGUCGGUGCACUUUCUUCUGUAUUUAUGCUCUAUUUACCCUCUGUUGUUGGUCUUUCUGGAGUUUGGUCUGGGUUAACUCUUUUCAUGGGUUUGCGGACAGUAGCCGGAUAUAUGAGAUUAGUAUCCAAGAAGGGGCCAUGGUGGUUCCUGCUGGAUGACAUUAAUUAAAUUUUAAAAUAUGCUGAUGUUUUUUUCUUAACCUAUUUGAACUUGCUGGUAUUUCUAACGACUCUUUUCACAUAUAUGUUCAUUAGCUAGUGAUAUUGUUCAUAUAAUAAUUUUCACCUUUAUUCUACUUCUUCUGUACCGAGUUCUCUCUUUUCUCCUCUGUUUCAAUUUAUAAUAUCUUUUCUUUCA